This is a messenger RNA of Fundulus heteroclitus (mummichog), 10370 nucleotides long. It is a transcript of the gene atrn, whose product is annotated as attractin. Gene Ontology annotation, molecular function: protein binding. The record is from RefSeq and is a predicted model, not a curated record. Gene Ontology annotation, cellular component: Golgi apparatus. Lineage: Eukaryota; Metazoa; Chordata; Actinopteri; Cyprinodontiformes; Fundulidae. The transcript is spliced from 29 exons. The coding region runs from base 250 to 4383 and encodes 1377 amino acids.
UCCGUCGUCAUGACGUCACUUCUGGACGUGAAUAUGCGGCUCGUUGCGGCGCUGGGAAACAGACGCUGAAACGACGGAAACUAAGUAGCCAGCGAAGCCCACCUCCAGCGAGCUCCCCGCGCGCUACCUCCGGCGGAACGGUGCACGCGGGUCGAUAAAAAGGAUCCCCCGCAGACUGCCAGCUCCCUGGGUGGUUAUCCCCCGAAGCGGCGGAGCGCCUGCUUCAAAGCAGCCAUCUUUUGUGAGAGAAUGUACGGGGCGCCGCGGUGGGCCUGCUCGGGCUCCGGCCCCGGCCCCGGCUCCGGCAGGAGCUUGUUGAUGCUCACAACUGCGCUGCUGCUGUCGGCCGCCGUGCUGCUCUCCGGGCUGCCGGGCUUCACCGAGGCGAAGGACUGCGACAAGCCGUGCAUGAACGGCCAGUGCAACACCGCCACGGGCAGCUGUGUGUGCUUCCCCGGCUGGGUUGGGGACCAAUGCCAGCACUGCGGAGGGCGAUUCAGGCUUACGGGACCGUCCGGUUACCUGACUGAUGGCCCAGGAAACUAUCAGUACAAGACCAAGUGCACCUGGCUUAUAGAGGGACAGCCGAACACCAUUCUCCGGUUACGGUUCAACCACUUCGCCACUGAGUGCAGCUGGGAUCACCUCUACGUAUACGACGGAGACUCCAUUUAUGCCCCGCUGCUCGCUGCUUUCAGUGGUUUGAUUGUUCCUGAGCGAUACGGGAAUGAGACGGUUCCAGAAGUGGUGUCUCAGUCCGGCUACGCCUUGCUGCACUUCUUCAGUGAUGCUGCCUACAACCUAACAGGCUUCAAUAUUUCAUACAGGGUGAACACGUGUCCAAACAACUGCUCGGGCCGAGGCGAGUGCCGAACGGGGAACUCCACCGCUUCGGUUUACUGCGAGUGUGAAGCCAACUGGAAGGGCGAAGCCUGCGACAUCCCAUACUGCCUGGACGACUGCGGCUAUCCGGAAAGAGGUCGCUGCCAGGAAAAGAGCUGCAUCUGCAAAGCUGGAUGGCAAGGUCCGGGCUGCUCGGUCUCGGUUCCUGCCAACUCCUCCUUUUGGAGCCGCGAGGAGUACCUGGAAAGCGGCCUGGCCAGGGCGUCCCACAAGGCUGUAGUAGAGCAGGGUAUCAUGUGGGUCAUCGGGGGCUAUGUCUUCAACACUUCUGACUACCACAUGGUCAAAGCGUAUAACCUGAGCAGAAAGACAUGGCUGACCCUCGACCCCUCCGUCAACACCGUCACCCCACGAUACGGCCACUCGCUAGCUCUGCACGAGGGGAAGAUCUACAUGUAUGGAGGAAAGAUUGAUUCUACUGGAAACGUGUCCAGCCAGCUAUGGGUUUUCCACAUCCAGAACCAAACGUGGGUCCUUCUCAGCCCCCGGUCCAAGGAGCAGUAUGCAGUGGUGGGACAUUCGGCCCACAUUGUGCCUCCCGCCCAAGCGUGGGACAGUCCUGUCAUGCUGGUCCUAUUUGGACACUGUCCUCUUUACGGAUACAACAGCCAUGUGCAGGAAUACAACAUCGUGAAAAACACGUGGAGCAUUGUGAGUACAGACGGAGCGCUGGUCCAGGGCGGCUACGGCCACAGCAGUGUGUUUGACCCGAACACCAGAGCCAUCUACAUCCACGGGGGCUACAAGGCCUUCAGCGCCAACAAGUACGGCCUGGCAGGAGACCUGUACAAGUUUGACGUGGACAAAAGGAAAUGGACGAUCCUGAGAGACAGCGGCUUCUUCCGUUACCUUCACACGGCCGUCAUAGUGGGCGGCACCAUGCUGGUGUUUGGAGGAAACACGCACAACGACACGUCUAUGAGCCACGGUGCCAAGUGCUUCUCCUCGGAUUUCCUGGCCUACAGCUUGGCGUGCGAUGAGUGGACAGUGCUGCCCCGACCGGACCUCCACCAUGAUGUCAACCGUUUCGGACACUCUGCGGUCUUCAGCGACAGCAUGAUGUACGUGUUCGGCGGGUUCAACAGCCUGCUGCUGAGCGACGUCCUGAUGUACACCUCGCCCAGCUGCUCGGCCUUCUCCAGCCAGGCGUCCUGCAGCCAGGCCUGGCCCGGGAUCCACUGCCUGUGGAACAGCAGCCAGGAGGCGUGCCUGCCGUGGGAGAGCAACACCUCCAGCCCCGACCCGCAGCAGCCGCCGGCCUCCUGCAACACGAGAUCAUAUGCUGAAAACGAGCGGUGUGAGCAGUAUAGCGACUGCUACAGCUGCACGGCCAACACCAACGGCUGCCAGUGGUGUUCGGGCCAUUGUGUGUCCCUGGGAAGUAACUGUACUGCUGCCACGGGAGCCAUUCCAGAGUACGACGUUUGUCCUAAAGACAACCCUUCAUUUGUGUGCAAUAAGAAAACCAGCUGCAAGAGCUGCUCUGUGGACCAAAACUGCCAGUGGGAUAAUCGCAACCAAGAGUGUAUCUCUCUGCCAGAGAACGUGUGCGGCGAAACCUGGCACCUCGUGGGCAACUCCUGUCUGAAGUUCAACACAACCAGCGAGUCGUACGAUUACGCCAAGCUGGCCUGCAGGAACCACAACGCCGUCCUGGCCUCCCUCACCACACAGAAGAAGGUGGACUUUGUCCUGAAGGAGCUGCAGAUCAUGAAUGUCUUGUACAAGACCACAAUGACUCCCUGGGUGGGACUGAGGAAGAUCAACGUGUCCUACUGGUGCUGGGAGGACAUGUCGCCCUUCACCAACACCACGCUGCAGUGGCUGCCUGGCGAGCCGAGCGACGCUGGAUUUUGUGGCUACCUGGCUGAGUCGGCCUCCAGUGGACUGAAAGCCCAGUCCUGCAUCAACCCAGUGAAUGGCAGCUUGUGCGAGCGACCCGCAAACCAUAGUGCCAAGCAGUGCAAGACCCCCUGUGCCAUGCGGACCACCUGCAGCGAGUGCACCAGCGGCACCUCGGAGUGCAUGUGGUGCAGCAACAUGAAGCAGUGCGUCGACUCCAACGCCUACGUGGCCUCCUUCCCGUUUGGCCAGUGCAUGGAGUGGUACACCAUGAGCAACUGUCCACCUGAAAACUGUUCCGGCUACAGAACAUGUGGUCAGUGUUUGGACCAGCCGGGCUGCGGCUGGUGCACAGACCCCAGCAACACAGGAAAAGGCCAGUGCAUCGAGGGUUCCUAUCGAGGGCCCUUCCAGACUGUGGUACCGGCGCCGUCCACCCUGCCCGGUCUGCCCGCCAGUCCCCAGCCUUCUCUGAACUCCAGCAUGUGCCCAAGUGAAGCCAAAUAUAACUGGUCCUUUAUUCACUGCCCAGCCUGUCAGUGUAAUGGUCACAGUCAGUGUGUCAACGAGAGCGUGUGCGAGAAGUGCGAGGACCUGACAAGCGGCCGACACUGCGAGAGCUGCAUCUCCGGCUUCUACGGAGAUCCGACCAACGGGGGCAGCUGCCAGCCCUGUAAGUGUAAUGGCCACGCCAGCAUGUGCAACCCCAACAAUGGCAAGUGCUUCUGCACCACCAAAGGCAUCAAAGGAGACAGAUGCCACAUGUGUGAAGUGGAAAGCCGUUACCAAGGCAACCCGCUCAAGGGGACAUGCUACUACACGCUCCUCAUCGACUACCAGUUCACCUUCAGCCUGUCGCAGGAGGACGACCGCUACUACACCGCCAUCAACUUCGUGGCCACGCCCGAGGAGCCAAACCGCGAUCUAGACAUGUUCAUUAACGCCUCCAAGAACUUCAAUCUGAACAUUACCUGGGCCACAAGCUUCACUGCAGGCACCCAGGCUGGAGAGGAGAUUCCCAUCGUCUCACGGAGCAACAUCAAAGAGUUCAAAGACAGCUUCUCCAACGAGAACUUUGAUUUCCGCAACAGCCCAAACAUAACGUUCUUCGUCUACGUCAGCAACUUCACGUGGCCCAUUAAGAUCCAAAUUGCUUUUUCCCAGCACAGCAACUUUAUGGACCUGGUGCAGUUCUUUGUCACAUUCUUCAGCUGCUUCCUGUCCCUGCUGCUGGUGGCCGCCGUGGUGUGGAAAAUCAAACAGAGCUGCUGGGCGUCACGGCGACGAGAGCAACUGCUGAGGGAGAUGCAGCAGAUGGCCAGUCGGCCUUUUGCCACCAUCAACGUGGCUUUGGAGGCAGACGAAGAGCCACCUGACCUUAUAGGAGGAAACGUCAAGUCCGUUCCAAAACCCAUUGCCCUUGAGCCUUGCUUUGGCAACAAAGCCGCCGUGCUCUCCAUCUUUGUACGGUUACCCAGGGGCUCCGGCAGCAUCCCUCCUCCAGGACAGUCUGGUCUGGCGGUGGCCAGCGCACUGGUCGACGUCUCCCAGCAGAUGUGCGUCGGCUACAAGGAGAAGUCCGGCGGUCUGAGGAGCCGUAAGCAGCAGCCUUCUGCACAGCCAUCCACCUGCAUCUGAGCGCAGCCGCUGGUUGCUUCUGCCAUCCCUACACCCAACGCUCGUCACCGUCCCCUCCCCCUCCUCCUUUGCUCUGCCCCCUCUUUUGUAGACUUCUGCCCCCCUCCGCUCUGGCAAGGAGAGGUGCAUGCUGGGACGUAGUACUGGAACAUUUUUGAUGAGAUCAGAGCGAAGCCUCAGCAAGACCCCCCCACUCCUUGUACCAGAACUUUUGGUUCCCUUGAACUGACGGGAGGGGAUGUGGGGGUCGAGAGAGGACCAGAGGAGCCGCCGACUCCUCCCUUCCUCCGCGAGACACGUUUUACAUCUGCUGACACCACCUCGACGGAGACGAGGCGGCUGCGCCUUGCUGCUAGAAGAGAUCCCGAGUCUCGUAGUUCUCAAAACAUCCAGAGACUUUGCACCCUUAAAAGUCUAUGUUUAAUUUAAAUUAUUCUUGUUCUUUGUGUUCUUUUUUUGUAUUUCAUUGUGAGAGGAGGAACAAACUGGAAAAGCUGCGAACUGCAGACACUCCGAAAACGCAGCUUUCCAGCCACAUUGCACCCAUUUGUAAGCCCAUGGUUGCCCGCUGUCCUGUUUACAGCUCGGCACUGAGGGCAGCUCACCAGGACUCGUGUACAGCUUGGCGUCCGGGCAACAUGGCAGCGUGUUUGGCCUUCAGGUAAUGAGGAUCCACCGUCGGAUGUUUCCUGCGCAGCCAAAGCCGGACCCCAGAGUCUGACGUUUCUCAUCGGCCUCUGCCUGGAGCCGUCUUCCUGGAGCCGUUUGCAUUUCUCUAAGCAGCCACGUUACUGCGGCUGGGGGGACAGAACAAGCCACCAGCUCCAUCUAUCCAUGCCGAUCUGCUUUAUUUCAACUUAGUAGAAGCUAGUUGCCAGUUACUCUUCCAGUCAGGCGUUGUAUUCACAGGUUUUACACGUAGGAAAAUGGAACUGGUGGUGAGUAGGCUCGUAUAUUUGUUUAUUGGCAGUCGUCGCUAUAAACCCAUGUGAAACAGGCUUCUAAUGGAGUAAUCUGGCUCUUACUAACUGAUGCGAUUAGGCCGAGAAACGGAGUCAAGCCAAAUAAUUACGUCCUUUGAUUGUUGCCUAUGAAACCCCUACCUUCUAACUCGUGAUCUUGGAUCCUAAGUCAGUUGCUUUGAAUUAGGAUUUCUUAGCUGCACAAUUAGCCGGCCAGCAAUGUAUGUUUUCCUGUUGAUGGAUGUAAUGCCAGCAUUUAAUGGGUACCAGACAGAUUAGGCAUAAGAGCAUUUUCGUGAGUCACUGGUAGUCAUCUUUUUUUUUUCCUUUUUCAACUGAUCCUUCUCUUUUAUUGUAGAUCUGCCGUGAAUGACUCAUUUUACCGCAGGACAAAACUGAAAAGGAACUAGCUGAAUCAAAAAAAAUCGUUGUAGCAAACAGCCGCAUAAUUAUCGGUCUGUGAGGGCAUCGUCUGCUCGUUUCAUUAGACCUGCACCGAUCAGAGGUUUCUGGCCGAUUUCCAAUCUCCGGUUUUCCUAAGGUUUCGAUCUGCAGAUUUUAGCCAAGUCUGAAGCGUUCAAAUUAUACCUUACAGGGCUGUGAUCAGUAAAUAUUUCUGUCAGGGCUCGAGGCGGAGGGGUACCACAUGUGAGCAGGGGCUGCAAAGUGAGUUCAGAGUUCACAUUUUUAACAUCCUGUGGUAGCAGGAUUGGUUCGGUAAGCUUUCCUAGCUGCCAUCCUGGUGUAUUACCCAGAGAACGUCGACCCUUACAUUAACACUCAAAAACAUAAAACUGUGACUGUGCUCUCUUCUGUCUUCCUGAUAUCUGCUGAAUUUGGUUCCCAGGACAGUUUGCUCAUGUGCCAGCUCUACAAAACGUACACAGUGAAUAUUAGUUUUAAUUUGUCAUGUUACAGAAAUGCUGUAAAAAGGACACGAAGCUGCAGAAUUUCAAAGGAGGGAAUGAUGCCGUCAUUCACUGAAGUUUAGCUCCCUGUUGUAGGAGCCUGUGUGAACAGACUUCCUACAUCUCUGUGCUUCCUCGGACUUCAUUUUCAAACUUCUCACCUGUGCUUAAAACAGCUGACUUUGAGCCUCCUUCCCACUGUAACAGCUUCCACGCCGAAGAGUCGUCGUAUUGCUGCCAAGUAGCGCUUUGGUGCGUUGCAUUCACGGAUCUGAAGAUCCGAUCUUUGUCUUUUUGACCAGCCAGUCGCAUGUCAGGACCACUCAAGCCGCAAAUCGGCCGAUUCUCAUCCCAGGCCGGCUUCUUGGUGCGUCUCCAGUUUUCAUCUUCUUGGUUUCAGCUCCGUCAACAGCAACGCUAUUAGAUUCCUCCUAGUUGGUCAUCUUUAUGUAUUGUUUCUUGCCACAACACCUGCAGGGUUUUUUACUGAAGACAGAGACAUAAUUCAAUAUAAGAAAUCUCUCCACCUGCCUCACAAGGUUAUUAACUUGCCGCCCUCUGAAAAGUGCUGUUAUAGAACAGUUUAAUAACCUGCAUUGUGCCCUAAAGAGCUUGUUGUGUUUAGUUGCAAGCUCUCCCGUGUGCUCGCUGCAGUAGAACUGCGCGGCAUCUGGUUAAAGGGCACAGUUUUAGCACCGGGAAAAAGGUCAGAGCAGAAAGCAUGAACAGAGUUGACAUUCUGUAAUUAUAAAGUGCCAACAGCUCCACUCAGCAACUCCAGCACUCAUCGCAGCAUUAAGAAGUCAACACAACUCAGGGUUCUGCUGGGAUUUAUUUUUCCCCCCACUCAUUAUAUUUUUUUGUUGAAACAAGCGUUUUAAGCAUUUAUUGAUAAAUUAGGAAUUACUGUUUAAAUCUGCUACAAUCUGAUUUUCAAACACAACCCAAAGGCUUCUUUUAAAAAAAAAAAAAAGCUGUCACUAGUUAUAUAAUGCAUUUUACUGUUGGACCUCUUCCUUCCAUCUGCAAGCAGAAAAAGGCUUUCUCCAUAUCCCGACAUCUGCCGGUGUGCCGUUCUUUGACUUCAUUUUCCCCACUACAAGUUUUUAUUCUUUACCAACUGAGCUCCUGCAGGGCUGUACAGUAAUAGUUUGCAAAGUAGUUCAGAAAUGUCUUCACUUUCUAGCUUUUUACAUCAAAUUACCACAGCUGAUUUGCAAAUCAAUGAUGUUUUAUUUAUAAAACCGAGCUGGGGAAAAAAGAUUCAACAACGUGGAGCAGAUGGAAACAGAAUGAAGAUAAGAAAACACAACCUGCACAGUCCUGUUACCAUAAAAAUGCCCGAGGUGCUGCUGACACGAAGAUGCCUGAGCGAUGUAUGCACUCGACAUGGGCUCUACCGUUUGUAGCUUUAGCAGCAGCAUUUCAUGCGUUACGGUUGCUGGGCACUAACUCCUUAGUAACCACCUUUAAAUUACAAACCACGCGUGUUUUUCACAAUCAGCGGCAAUUUUAUUUUGCGGCCGAGCUCCAUAAAAUCUGAUGUGAAACAGCCACUGAAGAGUGUAAUUUUUUUUAAAAUCCUAAGCGAUUUCAAAUGAAAAAAAAAAAAAAGUUGUGUAUAGUAUAGUAUAACUGCGACCACCAGUGCCGAUUAUCGUAGGAGCUGAUUUAUCAUGUCAGAGUUGAGGGAGAGGCCGAUAGUGAGCGGUCAGUACCACUGAUUGGUUUUUGGGUUGAUGUUUGUAGGGCUUGCAUCCACAGUUUCAAAUAGUUCUUCGUCAAGCUAGGUUUUGGGUCAUUAGCAACAAGUGCUGUGCAAAAUUAUUGACAUUAUCUGAAAAGACAAAAAAAGAUGGUAAUUACAAGUGAUGCACUGCUCAAAGUGUUGUCUUCAAUUUCCUGUCUCUAGUUUUUCCAAUGCGUUGACCUGCUUUUCACCCAUUCUUAGCAAUUCCAGUUUCUUUUUAAGAACAUUAUAAGACGAUUUAAGAUCAGCAGGCACAGUUUUUUUUUUCCGCUUUCUGCCCUGAGCAGCUGUUGGUUAUUUAUAUCCGGCAAGGAGGCGAGGUCAAACUGAAAGAUCAACUCGUCUGAAUAAACUCACGUCUUGCACGUCUUUAGCAGAGCAUGUUAGCGUGCCUAGACUCGCUAAAGCCGCCGUGUCCAUGUGAAGUCCCUACAACGUGCAGAUCUUGGCCUUUCAAGUUUCUAAAAGGCUUCCAGUGUCUCCAAAUCCACCUGUUGCAUACCAGACCCUUCAGGUUAAAGGCUCAACACGAUAAAACUGCAUAGCUUUGCUUGUCUCCGCUCCACCUUCCCGUUAUCUUGCUCUCUCGCCCUGAAUGAAUCACAGACUUAUCUGGACAUAAGGUCUUUAAGAGAAAACUUUAUAUUUCUGAUCUUGCUCUGAAUUCAUUAUAAACACAUCACUAGUACUGAAAACAGCUUUGAGUUGGCUAAACUCAGUAGCCAUGUCCACACUGCCCAGUUUUGUCAAAGGAAGCUGGUAUUGUUUUUUUUUUUUUUUUUUUUUUAUCUUUAUGAUCAGAAAACUGGAUUUCUGAACUUUCAACCAGCCACUCUCUAUUUAAGCCUGAUCCAACUGAAAAUCGGCCCAUUUUGGUCAACAGUCAAUUUCUCGGUUCAUCUUUAGUGUUUAAUUGUUCAGUUGAGCAAAUACCAACACAACCUGAUCGUCUCUUUGUGUGGCUGCUCUGCUGGUGGAAACCUUUAUUCAACUGAUCAUUGAAUUGCAUUUAUUCUGGACCAGCUGUUGGAAAUGGCAUGCAUUUGUCAAGUUGGCAACGUUUUUUUUUUUGUUUGUUUUUAGCUGGGUUGCUCUUAAAAUAAAAGGAAAAUAAAAUGCACGCUGCUUUGUGUACAAAACUGUGGACCCAGCCCGUCACAUUUUGCCGAUGGAUUUGUUUUAAAUAUUGCAUGAAGGAAUGGCCCCGUAAGUGCAGGGAGAGACUUUUUGCAGCUGCUAAAAUAAAGCUUCACCAAACAAGUUCUUACCUUGCCACGAUGUGCUGGCCGACGAGGGUUAUGAAUGUCUUUUUUGUUUUUAGUUUGAAUUAUUAGCACAGAAAGAUCUGUUCGAGCUUCUUUUUUUAUGUUUCCCUGCCAGCCUGGACACCAUAGGUCUGACAAAUCAAAUACUAAGAGCACAAAACCACCUCUGGUCUCUGUAAGGUUUAGUCUUUUGACCUUCUCCCCCCCUCGGGCAUAACGCAUUGAAGCUCAACCCUGGUGGAAAACAUGAAUUCCACCGUCCGUACAGUCCCCGUGUCGCAUUAUAGGAUUCCCCGCUCCUAAAGUUCAGAUUUUCCACACGAUUACCUCCCGCCACCAUUUGGAGCCACCCGAGUGUGAAGUGGCCCCGAGCUGCUCUAAAUAUCGGAGAGAGGGGGGGAGAGCAUGUGAGCUCGCAAAGGGGAAAUGUCUAGGAACCUUGCGCGCCGUCACCUCGGUGCUCGCUUGAAGAAAUGAGCAGCUUCCUCCAAUCGAUCUCACUUACCGAGCCUAAAACUCUGCCAGGUAACACUCUCACUCUGUAUUGGCCUUACUCCCGCGCUCUGAUCUCGCUGUUAUCUUCUCCAAUUGUACAGAAAACGCAUAUUUAUGAAUUGUGAUGGAAAUGUGUCUUAUUUCAAAAGUACAAGUAGUUUUAUUUUUGUCAAACACUGGCAGCAUUAAUGCAUAUUUAAAAUGCUUGGAUUGACAAGUUAAAGCAUCCGAAUAGGAUCAUUGUAAAAUCAGGCAUUACCCUCUUUCUCUCUGUCUCUUUGUAUAGCGGCAUUAUAUAUAGUGAGGAAGUAGUUUGUUAAUAUGUAUAAUUUAGCAGUUGCUGGGUUUUUUUUGUAAAUAAUGAAGUAUUGUGAAUGACUUUUGAAUGGUUUUAAAUUCUUUUAUGGCAAUUCUCUUCAGGCUUUUAAAAUGUGAUCACAGCACAUAGCAUAUUUUGUAUGUCAGACAGCAGUGUAAGACAAGCGAGCAUUACUAAAAGCUGACGAACUACAUGUAAAACUUGAGAAUGGCUUACUGACCUUGUAAUUACUGAUGUACAUAAAAGAAUGACAGAACAUUUUGUCUAUUAUUAAAUGUGAAAAUUUCA